Messenger RNA from Ctenopharyngodon idella (grass carp), 3876 nucleotides. RefSeq names its product progestin and adipoQ receptor family member VI (gene paqr6). Gene Ontology annotation, cellular component: membrane. Gene Ontology annotation, molecular function: signaling receptor activity. The record is from RefSeq and is a predicted model, not a curated record. The transcript has 8 exons. Lineage: Eukaryota; Metazoa; Chordata; Actinopteri; Cypriniformes; Xenocyprididae. Bases 470 to 1483 code for a protein of 337 amino acids.
GCUUUCAUGUGUCCAUCCAAUGAGAGAAAGCUCGUGCGCGGAGGGUGGGAUUUUCACUGCUGUUUGUGUUCCUUUCCCAAGGAAUGUGAGGGACACACAAAGCCCGAAUGAUUCUCGGGUCUGUCCACUAACUUUAGAACCUAGUUCAGCCAUGGAUCAGUAGUUAUUUCGCGCUUCUUUUUCCAUUAACUGUAACUCUUCGGAUCCCAAACUGGCGACCUCACAUCUCCAACUGGCACGCGCAAAUGAUCUCAUAGACCAGAUCAAGCUCAAAGUGUUUCCUGUGUGGCGGGGGACUGGUGAGGGUCAUGGUUGGGGCUGGGCUCAGUGUGUGAGGUGGGAGGCUGGGGAAGGGGGCCCGUCCCGGGGCCUGGAGUGUCCGCUGUGGUGCGUCCUGUGUCGAGGAGGAAGGGAGAGACUUAAGCAGGCCUGUCAGAGAGGGAGGGGAGCACUGCGCCUGCCCGCAGACAUGCUGAGCGUCAGACUUCCGCAGCUCUUUGACAUCCACCAGGUGCCAAAGGUGUUUAGAGAGGACGGCAUCAUGUCUGGAUACCGCCAUCCCAAGAGCUCAGCCCUGGACUGCAUUCUCAGCAGUUUUCAAAUGACCAAUGAGACGGUCAAUAUCUGGACCCACUUCCUGCCAACCUGGUACUUCCUGUGGCGGUUUAGCAUGCUGUGCUCCACUCUGGACUUCCUGACGGAGAGCUACUCCUGGCCGCUGCUCGUCUACAUGCUUCUGAUCUGCCUGUACCCCUUCACCUCCAGUUGUGCUCACACCUUCAGCACCAUGUCGGCCGAGGCACGUCACAUCUGCUACUUCUUCGACUACGGAGCGCUCAGCCUGUACAGUCUCGGUUGCGGCAUCACAUACGGCUCUUACGUGAUGCCCGACUGCUGGGUAAACAGUUGGCUUCACCAGCAUUUCGUGACCAUCGCCAUCGGCAACUCGCUCUUUUGUACCAGCAUGUCCUGCUACUCCAGGUUUGUAGAGUUGCAGUUCCCACACAAAAGUAAAAUCUUGAGAACGGCCGCAUUUGUUGUCCCCUUCCUCUUUGAUAGUGUCCCACUGUUUUACCGACUGCUGUCGUGCUGUUGGGGGAGCUGCAGUCCCAGUGAAGCUCUGGCCAGCCACUCUUACCAUCUGUUCUUUGCGUUUCUCACAUGCUUCCUGUUUGCAUCUCACCUGCCCGAGAGACUGGCUCCUGGACGCUUCGACUACAUCGGUCACAGUCACCAGCUCUUUCACAUAUGUGCGGUCGUGGGCACCCAUUUCCAGUUGGAGGCAGUGUUGACAGACAUGACGUCUCGCAAAGAGUGGCUGAUGUCCCACUCCGCUUUACCUUCCUUUCUGGGUACCGUGGGGGCUCUCACAAUGGGUGUCCUGCUCAACCUGGGCAUCAUCGGCAUCUUUAGCGCCGGUUUACCGCGAACACCUCGCCAAAGCACUUCAGUCUCUAGUGGUGCCCACCCUCAUCAGGAGUAACAAGCUUUCUUGACCACUCCACACCUCACUGUGCACCUUUCCAGACGAUUUUACUCGAGAUUUCACUAGCGCACUUUCACUGAUAUAAAAGCCUCUAGCAUUGAUACUUUUGUACUAAAAAGCUAAAUGUUUAUGCUGUUUGAGAUCAUAUAUCCUAGUUUCCUUUUAUACUUAAGAUUUAUUAUGCCAGCCGAAAACCCUGAUGAUAAUCACGACCUUUCAGGUGUUAUUUAACCAUUGUGCCUUUGAUUUUAAUCUUUAGUUAUCGACAUGAAAGGUCGAGGGUUGAAUGACGCUAAUGUUGACUUUUACAGGUUAGAUUUUAACAUAGUUUAAGGGUUUUUAUAAACAAAAUAUGAUGUUUGCAUCAAACGAUUAAUCGCAUCCAAAAUAAAAGUUUGUGUUUGCAUGUGUGUGUACUGUGUAUAAUUUUAUAUAUAUAUAUAUAUAUAUAUACACACAUGUAAAUAUUUCUUAAAUAAAUACAUGUAUGUGUUUGUAUUUAUAUCAGUGUUGCCAAGUUUGUGAUUUUCCCGCGGAACUGGGCUAUUUUUACACUGUGCCGCGGGUUGUUUUUCAUGUCCGCGGGUUGAAGCGACCCCAAAUAACAUGAUAUUUAGCCCCUGGAAUGCAAAUUUUACAUGGGGAGCCCCACCAAAAACGCGGAUUUUACCCCCCCGGAACACGAUUUUUACUGUGGGGCCCCCGUGAAACGUGAUUGGGCUAGUUUUGAGUAGCAAUUUGUUGGGUUUUGUUGUGAAAACCUGGCAACCCUGAUUUAUAUAUACAUAAUACAUAUACACUGUACACACACAUAUAUUAGGCAAACACAAACUUUUAUUUUGGAUGCGAUUAAUCUCGAUUAAUCGUUUGACAGCACUAUUACAUAUUAAUGUUAUCAUAGCUUUAACUGGAAAAUGAUAAUAGCAUUAAUCAGGGAUUUUAUAUUUGCAUUAAUAUCAUCAUGAAUAACACCAUUAAUCCAAUUUUAUGAUGUGUGCAUAUCAAAAUAUACAAUGGUUGAAAAUUAUGGUGAAUAACUUAUCUAAAAUUACUGGUGUAUUGGUGAAAUUUUGCCCCUUUAAAUACUUAUAUUUGUAAUGUCCCUUAUUAUCAAUGGCAAAUUAUUUGGAUUUACUGGAACGCCUUUGAAUAAUCUCACAGGUACAGUAACAUGAAUUAAUUGAGGGGGAAAAGGGCUAUAUUUCUAGAAAAAAAAAUUCUGUUUUGUAUCUUGAAGGAUAAAUUGUACUGCUUAGCUCAUCUAAGCAUCAUUCUCCUACUAAACUGCAUCUCAUGGGAAUAUGGGGCUGCACUGGAGUCCUUCACUGUCGUUUAGAUGUUUCUAGACAUUUAGUGAACAGUUUUGAGGUAUAUGUCAUUCUCUGCAUCAGGUCACAUUUCUGUGGUAUUGUUUUGUUCAUUGCAGGUUUAUGGCAUACAAUACAGAGUGUUUUAUAUUGAAGCAUGAGGCUUUUGGUUUUAUAUUUAAUUGCAUUUUGUCAGUGCACUUGACGAUUUUGUAUUCCGGUGCAAUGUAGUGCGUAACUCAAAAUAGUUUCUUUGCUCAUGCGACACUAGUUACGUUUUGUUCUUAAACCAGAAAUCAAAGCUAAUUAUUGUGUUUGCCCAAGCUGUUAACCUCCAUCUCUCAUUUUGUCCUUCAGUAGAACACUGCACUUGUUUUGUCUGGCCGAACAGUGCAGGACAGGUACGUACAGCAGUAGGCUUGUAAUUUAGUGCAAUUAAUGCUGCAUAAAGGAAAAAUUUUAGCAGAACCUUUUCUAACAAGCUCUUAAGGUCUGACACAUGGUGGUAAUGAUAUUUUAAUGGCCGUUUAUGAAAGGGAUCUUGGGUUAAAAAGGAAAAGUAGGUGUUUCAGUGGUUAGUGGCGGAAAGGUUCUGCAUUUCUCCAAAUGCCUAUUUGUAGUUCGAUGGCAGACAUUCUCGCUCACUGUGUGGUUUAAGUAGGUGUCUGUUUUUCUGCUCAAAGAGGUUUAGAUGUGAAUGUGACUGGUGAAGUAGUAUUUUGUGCACUAGAGUUAAAUGAAAUGUAAAAGGUUUUGGCAUCCCAAUCCCUGUGUGUUUGUUGGCCCUAAUGAAUGUAUUGCAGUUUUGAAAACUGUUCUUAAAGACCCGUUUGAUGUUACAAUGUAGCAUUUAAAAUUGCCAAGGAAAUUAAAAUUAUAAAUAGUAAUUUAAUUUUUUUUAAAUGUUCCAGAAAUGUUUUUUUUUUUUUUUUUUACUAUAAUGCUUCCCUUUAAAUCCGAGAAUUAAAAUAUGCAAUCAUUAUUGCAAUGCCUUUUAUUUUCCAUUGACAUUUUUGAAAUAUUUUUGUAACAAAUGUGAAAAAUAUGAAAGUGCUUAGAAUUAAACUGACUCAUUUAUCACUA